This is a messenger RNA of Mycena indigotica, 1386 nucleotides long. RefSeq lists its product as uncharacterized. The transcript is spliced from 8 exons. The record is from RefSeq and is a predicted model, not a curated record. Gene Ontology annotation, cellular component: endoplasmic reticulum. The coding region runs from base 4 to 1386 and encodes 460 amino acids. Gene Ontology annotation, biological process: ergosterol biosynthetic process. NCBI's taxonomy places the organism in Eukaryota, Fungi, Basidiomycota, Agaricomycetes, Agaricales, Mycenaceae.
AGGAUGUCCACGCAGUGGUACGAUUCACAAAAAAACAACUUACGCUUGUCUACGAUGACAAUUCGAAGUCUAUCCGCCAUUUCGCUUGUCGUUCUCGUUGUUGUUGGGCGCUGGCUAGACAACAUCAAGCGUCGGUGGUAUGUUCUUGACCCAGAAUCACUCCAUGAGCUGGCAAAGUCAGCCGUCGCCGCCGCGUCUUCACCCAACGACACUGCUGGAAUGAUUCAACAUAUCGUGACCAAUCUCACCAACACCUACUCCCCCAGCCAAAUCAAGCUGAACCGCGAUUCAAAGGAGUGGGUCUUCAACAACGCCGGUGGGGCCAUGGGAGCCAUGUACAUCAUCCACGCCAGCAUAACUGAGUAUCUUAUCAUAUUUGGGACCCCUCUGGGCACAGAGGGCCACUCUGGUGUCCACACAUCCGACGACUACUUCAACAUUCUUGUAGGAGAGGAAUGGGCCUUUGCACCUGGCAGCCUCGAAAUGGAGCGUUAUACGGCUGGGAUGGUCAAUUAUAUGUCUCGUGGGACAGCCAAACAGUACAAGAUGCAUCGCGGCUGUUUUGCGCUGGAAUAUGCUCGAGGUUGGAUCCCGCCUAUGCUUCCCUUCGGUUUCAUAGACACCUUCACUUCGACUUUGGACUUUUUCUCGUUGUACGACACUUGCCUAGACUUGUGGUACGAUCCCGAAAUUUACAUCUUGAAUCUGUCGAUGACAUUCAACCUGAGCAAGUGGAAUAUUGGCGCCAUUGCUCUGCUCUGCUUGGUCGUUCUCGCAAGAUGGCUAGACCACGUCAAGGACCGGUGGUAUGUCUUCGACCCAGACUUCCUCCACGAGUUGGCGCAGUCCGCUGUGGCGUCUGCAUUUUCACCCAACGAUACAGCCGGGAUGAUAGACCAUAUUGUUACCAACCUGACCAGUACCUAUGCAUCCAGUCAAGUUAAGCUGAACCACGAUUCAACGGAAUGGGUCCUAUCCAAUGCUGGUGGCGCCAUGGGCUCGAUGCGGAUACUUCACGCGAGCAUCACCGAAUACCUCAUUAUCUUCGGUACUCCGCUUGGCACGGAAGGGCACUCUGGCAUCCUGAGUGCGGACGAUUAUUUCCACAUCCUUGUUGGAGAGCAGUGGGCAUUUGCGCCGGGUAGUUUUGAGAUGGAGCGUUAUACAGCCGGAACUGUCCACUUCCUCCCACGCGGCGUGACAAAGCAAUAUAAAAUGCAUCGAGGCUGUUUUGCGCUGGAGUACGCGCGAGGUUGGAUCCCACCUAUGUUGCCCUUCGGAUUGGCGGACACGUUAACUUCGACCCUAGAUUUCUUCACCUUGUACCACACUGCUCGCAUCACUGCGAGGGAGGUACUUCGCAACCUAUUCGUGGGGAAAAUCUAA